AUGUCGCCUCUCAAAGCAACGGUGCAUCGUGCAGAUGCGCACAAGACCAAGGGCAGCUUCGUGGUUCGUCGACUGCAAGCCUCACCGCCAGAGAAAGAUCAAUCGAGGCUGCUGGCCUUGCCGCCAGAGCUACGGAACAAGAUCUACGAGCUGGUCUUCGCUGGUGUAACAGUGGUCUUUCGCACAGGUAUUCUUACAGGCACCGUCGAAACCCGCAGCAUGCCCACACGUUCAAGUUAUGACCGCCGCCCAAGGACAGACGAAGCCCGUGAAGUACCGGAGUGGCGUGCUAUCACGAAUCCGCAGCCGACCAAGAAUAUGCGUGUCUUGCAAUGUCUGCUGCUCGUCAACAGGCAACUUCACCAUGAGGCGACGUCCAUCAUGUACGGAAGCUGCAAAUUCUUCUUCCAUCCAACCAACCUCGUUCACAGGUUUCUCGAGAACGCCGGUAAGGCAAACCUCCAUAAUAUAACGACCAUGAGGCUAGAACACGUUACGAAAGCCUACGGAAGCACAAGCCAGGACAAGCACAUGAAGGAGAAAGCUGAUCGUGGUCUCGACAACAUAUGUGUUCGUCUCGCACAGAACUUGCCAAAACUCACGACCCUCGAGCUUGGCAUCCAGCUCAAGGAGCUCCCCGACCACAUCGUACCACAUUUCGGCGAGCCUGACAGGACUUUUACGGUCAAAUCAUACGUCAGUCGACCAUGGUUUCAAGCCCUCAGCAACUUUAGCAAGCUCAAGAAGCUAGAGAACGGCAAGGUCACGAUCCGUACCCUAAGCAAUUCCGAAAUGAUCUCCAUGUUCUACUGCGACCUCAACAUCGUAGAUGCCCUACCGCCUUUCAAUCCAGCCCUGGGCCCUUCUCGCGAACGUCAGCACGAGGAGAUCCAAGAACGCUGGGGCCAUUAUUACCUCUCUUUACACCAGUCCAUUGGCGAUGCCGUCCGCGACACGAUCUUGCGUAAGCCUGAGCACGAGGUGUGGGCCGCACAUGUGCAGAAGCUGGAGCAGUAUCGAGCUUUCUGCUGGGCUCCGCAAGAUCCUAUUACAGCAACACUGGAGAGCGUGGAGUACAAGAUGUUCAAGUUGCAGUAUGAUGAGAGGUACAGAUAUCUAUGA
Recurvomyces mirabilis is the source of this 1122-nucleotide messenger RNA. RefSeq lists its product as uncharacterized. The transcript is spliced from 2 exons. Bases 1 to 1122 code for a protein of 373 amino acids. The record is from RefSeq and is a predicted model, not a curated record. NCBI's taxonomy places the organism in Eukaryota, Fungi, Ascomycota, Dothideomycetes, Mycosphaerellales, Teratosphaeriaceae.